Pelodiscus sinensis (Chinese soft-shelled turtle) is the source of this 1839-nucleotide messenger RNA. It is a transcript of the gene TACR3, whose product is annotated as tachykinin receptor 3. Gene Ontology annotation, molecular function: tachykinin receptor activity. The record is from RefSeq and is a predicted model, not a curated record. Gene Ontology annotation, cellular component: plasma membrane; sperm midpiece. Gene Ontology annotation, biological process: G protein-coupled receptor signaling pathway; positive regulation of flagellated sperm motility. Lineage: Eukaryota; Metazoa; Chordata; Testudines; Trionychidae.
GCUACUGAAAGUGGCUACUGCUCACAGUGAAUGAAAGCUGGGGAGAGGAGGAGGGAGAACAGAGAGAAAAAGGUGUCAUCGCCCUGCUCCCUUGAUGACGCCGGGGAACACACGACCCUAUAAAAGACAUCCCAGCUCCUGAUCCCCUUCUCCUUUAGCAAAGCGGAGAAAGAGCUGGCUUCAGAGAGGGAAGGGGACAGCGUGUACUACUGACAAGCAGCAGCUCUCCAGGUCCAGCUGGGGUGACAUCCUUUAAGGUUUAAGCAGCACUACCCCAUGUGGCAUUGCUUGAGCCUGCUCCAAUCCCUCUCUCUCUUCCUCUAGGCUGCUUUGCUGAUCAACUUUCUUUUUUGGGAGGGCAAGAAGUGGGGGAGACUUUAACAUUGCCGGGACGAGGGCAGGACACUCAAGAUGACUGCUCUACCUGCAUCCAGCUGGCAUGCGAAUGAGAGCAGCGACUGGAACAUGAGCUUUGCUGGAUCAGGAGGCAACUGGGGGCAGGCUGGUAACAUCUCCUCCCCAAUAGCAUCCUCAGCGGCUAACUUCUCCAACCAAUUUGUGCAGCCCUCCUGGCGCAUUGCCCUGUGGUCUCUGGCAUAUGGUGGGGUGGUGGCCGUGGCUGUCUUUGGCAACCUGAUUGUCAUCUGGAUCAUCUUGGCUCACAAGCGUAUGAGGACAGUGACUAACUAUUUCCUUGUGAACCUGGCCUUCUCAGAUGCCUCUAUGGCUGCUUUCAACACCCUCAUCAACUUCAUCUAUGCCCUGCACAACGAAUGGUACUUUGGGGAGGCUUACUGCCGCUUCCACAACUUCUUUCCCAUCACUGCAGUCUUCGCCAGCAUCUACUCCAUGACAGCAAUUGCUGUGGACAGAUACAUAGCCAUUAUCGAUCCCCUGAAGCCCAGACUGUCUGCAACAGUAACUAAGGUGGUCAUUGGGAGUAUAUGGCUUUUGGCUUUCCUCCUUGCAUUUCCCCAGUGCCUAUAUUCCAUAACCAGAGUGAUGCCUGGAAGAACUCUUUGCUAUGUAGCAUGGCCAGGAGGUCUCAAACAACACUUUACGUAUCAUGUCAUUGUGAUUGUAUUAGUAUAUUGCUUUCCACUGCUUGUCAUGGGUAUCACUUAUACCAUAGUUGGAAUUACCCUUUGGGGAGGAGAGAUUCCAGGUGACACAUCGGACAAAUACCACGAGCAGCUCAAAGCUAAGAGAAAGGUUGUAAAAAUGAUGAUUGUCGUUGUAUUGACAUUUGCAAUUUGCUGGCUGCCCUACCACAUUUACUUCAUAGUUACAGGGAUCUACCAACACUUAAAUCGGUGGAAAUACAUUCAGCAAAUUUACCUAGGCAGCUUUUGGCUGGCCAUGAGCUCCACAAUGUACAAUCCCAUUAUCUACUGCUGCCUUAAUAAGAGAUUCCGGGCUGGUUUCAAGAGAGCAUUCCGUUGGUGCCCAUUUAUCGAGGUGUCCAGCUAUGAUGAGCUGGAGCUAAAGGCUGCCAGGUUUCAUCCCACCCGGCAAAGUAGCAUGUACACUGUCUCCAGAAUGGAGUCCACCACCACCGUGGUGUUUGAUCCCAAUGAUGGUGAUCAUUCCAAGUCCUCCCGUAAGAAAAGAGCUGCUGCGCGGGACACAAGCGUCAAUGGCUAUUCGUGCAGGAAUUCGAAAACCACUUCAACAGCCUCAAGUUUUACCAACUCCCCCUAUACAUCAAUAGAUGAGUAUUCCUAAGGCCCUGGGUAAAAUUUUUGAUGGGUGUGAAAAGAACAGUAUUGCACAUGAAAGCAACAAUGCUCUUCUACCAUCCAAGCUACAGGAUGACAGAUGAGAUUUAGUCAACAAGUC